Molecule: messenger RNA, 2009 nt
Organism: Dicentrarchus labrax (European seabass)
Lineage: Eukaryota; Metazoa; Chordata; Actinopteri; Moronidae
Product: lathosterol oxidase-like
Exons: 6
Coding region: 792-1742 (316 amino acids)
Molecular function (GO): iron ion binding; oxidoreductase activity
Source: RefSeq, a predicted model, not a curated record
GGGAGCAGAGCUGAUUUACCUGGGCUUUGGUGCUCUUAACUUCUACUAUGUGUUUGACCAUAAGCUCAUGAAACAUCCAUACUUUGUUAAGAUGCCACUCUUGAUCCGGAAGUCCUGUCUUCUACUCCAACUACAGGCCCAUCUCCAAUCUCCCCUUCAUAUCAAAAGUACUUGAGAAAGUAGUUGCCACCCACCUUCAGGACCACCUCAAACAUAAUAACCUCUUUGAAAAAUUCCAGUCAGGUUUCCGCUCUGCCCACAGCACAGAGACUGCCCUCGUCAGAGUCACAAACGACCUCCUCAUAUAGUCCAAUGCUGGCUCUCCCUCCCUCCUCAUCCUCCUAGACCGGCUCCACCUCACCACUGGACUCAAUGACACUGCCCUCAGUUGGUUUAAAUCAUACCUCACAAACCGGACAGAAUACAUCUCCCUGGGCCACUCCAAAAUCAAAUCCACACACAGUCACUUGCUGUGUCCCACAGGGGUCAGUCCUUGGCCCCAUCCUCUUCAUCCUCUACCUCACCCCCCUUGGCCAAAUCAUCAGCCGUCACAAAAUGUGAUUCCACUGCUGCAACCCCACCCUCACCCUCAUCCCCAUCUAAACUCACCACCUAUCUGGAGGAGAUAAAGGUACGGAUGGAGCACAACUUCCUUCAACUCCACAGCUCCAAAACCGAAGCCAUCCUGGUUGGCACCCCUCACCAGACCAAAUCAUCAACCAUAAGCAGCAUCACCUUUUCUGGCUCCAACAUCCCCCUCUCAUCAAUAGUCAUAAAAUCUUGGUGUAAAAAUGGGCUCCCAACUCACUUUUGAAGCCCAUAUAAAUCACCUAUGCAAGACGUCCUUCAACCACCUCCGUAACAUUUCCACACUCCGCCCCAUUCUCUCCCUCUCAGCUGCCGAAAAGCUGGUUCAUGCCUUUGUCUCCUCCAGACUGAACUACUGUAACGCACUUCUCAUUGGGAUUCCUGGCAAGAGUCUGCAGAGGCUUCAGUACAUCCAAAACUCUGCAGCUAGGAUCCUGAUGAGAGUGCAGAAACAUGAGCACAUUACCCCCAUUCUCCACUCACUCCACUGGCUUCCCGUCUCCACCAGGAUUGAGUACAAGAACCAGGUAAGAAGAGAGAUUCAACUAGGAACUGCUUCCAUCUUCUGGAUGAGCUUCCCCACAGUGGCCCUUUUCUUCUGGGAGGUCAGGGGACACAGCAAACUUUAUGACAACAUCAGCGACUCUUCUCUGGGCUGGAACGGGGUGUUCCUGAGCAUUGCUGGUUUCUUGUUCUUCACCGACAUGUGUAUCUACUGGAUACACCGGUGCAUGCACCAUAAGAACAUUUACAAGCACUUACAUAAGCAGCAUCAUAUAUUCAAAGUCCCUACGCCUUUUGCCAGCCAUGCCUUUCACCCACUCGACGGCUUCCUGCAGAGCUUACCCUAUCACGUCUACCCUUUCAUCUUCCCCCUCCACAAGGGGGUCUAUCUCUCACUCUUCGUCUUUGUGAACAUCUGGACCAUUUCCAUACACGAUGGAGACUACCGCAUCCCCGGCCCCCUGAUUUGUCUGAUCAACGGUGCUGCUCACCACGUAGACCAUCACCUCUACUUCAACUACAACUACGGACAAUACUUCACACUCUGGGAUCGUCUGGGGGGCUCCUACCGAUACCCUUCAGCCCUGCAGCGGAAGGGGCCGCAUGACCAUGUUCGUAAGCUCUUGGCAGAGGCUGCCGAGACACAGUGAUGCUGGAGCUGUAGUUCUGGUUUAAACCAGGUUUGUACAGGGAUGAUCAGCCUGGGUAACGAUGCAAGAAACAAAUGCAAUUACAUGCAAAGAUCUGCCAAGAGACAAUGGAUUGUUUUGCCAAACCGAGUUGCAAAUGUUAAAUACAUUGAAGGGAAUCUUAUUUUCCUUAAAUAUUUAUGGAUACGAUGGUUAAAUGGACUGCCUGGAGAUAUCUAAGCUGGAAAUAAAACUGUACCACAGUGAAUAAAAACCAGCUACACUAAG